Rhinopithecus roxellana (golden snub-nosed monkey) is the source of this 702-nucleotide messenger RNA. RefSeq names its product putative protein SSX6. Gene Ontology annotation, cellular component: nucleus. The coding region runs from base 1 to 702 and encodes 233 amino acids. The transcript has 7 exons. Lineage: Eukaryota; Metazoa; Chordata; Mammalia; Primates; Cercopithecidae. The record is from RefSeq and is a predicted model, not a curated record. Gene Ontology annotation, biological process: regulation of DNA-templated transcription.
AUGAAUCGAGACAACGCCUUUGCAAAGAGACCCAGGGAUGGUGCUAAAACAUCAAAGAAGAGAAGCAAGCAUCCCUGGAGACAAGUCUGUGGCCAUGCACUACAUUUGGUGACUCUCACUCCAUUCUGCAAGGUGGGAAGAGAGCCAGCCAGCAGCAUUAAAGUCCUACUGUGCGGCAGGGGAGAAGCUAGGGAAGGUCCCCAUGACUUUGAUGAUAUUGCCAAAUACUUCUCUAAGAAAGAGUGGGAAAAGAUGAAAUUCUCGGAGAAAAUCAGCUGUGUGCAUAUGAAGAGAAAGUAUGAGGCCAUGACUAAACUAGGUUCCAAUGUCACCCUCCCACUUUUCAUGCGUAAUAAACAGGCCACAGACUUCCAGGGGAAUGAUUCUGAUGAUGACCGUAACCGUGGGAAUCAGGUUGAACGUCCUCAGACGACUUUCGGCAGGCUCCAGAGAAUCUUCCCAAAGAUCAUGCUCAAGAAGCUAGCAGAGGAAGGCAACCAUUCGAAGGGAGUGGCAGAAGCAUCUGGCCCACAGAACGAUGGGAAACAGCUGUGCCCCCCGGGAAAACCAAGUACCUCUGAGAAGAUUAACAAGAGAUCUGGAUCCAAAAGGGGGAAACAUGCCUGGACCCACAGACUGCGUGAGAGAAAGCAGCCGGUGAUUUAUGAAGAGAUCAGCGACCCUGAGGAAGAUGACGAGUAA